Messenger RNA from Dicentrarchus labrax (European seabass), 1464 nucleotides. It is a transcript of the gene gatd1, whose product is annotated as glutamine amidotransferase class 1 domain containing 1. The transcript has 7 exons. Lineage: Eukaryota; Metazoa; Chordata; Actinopteri; Moronidae. Bases 141 to 782 code for a protein of 213 amino acids. The record is from RefSeq and is a predicted model, not a curated record.
CUUCAGCGGAUGUUGUUGUCAGCUGACAGCACUUCCUCCUGUCGUAUUUCUCCUUUUUAUGCUUUCACCCACAUUAAUCUUCGUAUUCAUUUCAAACAAGCUGAACUAUUUAAUGUGGAGGGAUCACAGAGGUAAAUGAAAUGUCUGCGAAACCAACCUGUCUGAUAGUGGCGAGUGCUUCUCCACAAGGAGUGUCAGCAAAGUCUUUCCAUCAGUCCUUCAGUCUUUGUACUCCAGUGUUUAAUCUCCAGACAGCCACUCCCGGGGGGAAACCAAUAGACUUUACUGGAGUCGAUGAAAGCACUGCUAGAUGGGUGCAGGACUUCAAUGUGAAACCCUACGCGACACCAGCCAAACUUGAAUCUAUAGAUGGUGCCCGAUACCAGGCGCUGCUCAUCCCGGACUGCCCCGGAGCGCUGAAUGACCUGGCACACAGCGGCUCUCUGCACCGCAUUCUCACACACUUUGUCUCUCAUAAAAAGCCUGUUUGUGCAGUGGGACAAGGAGUGUCGGCGCUGUGUUGUGCCACUGAGGGUCAGAGCUGGAUCUUCAGUGGUUACAGUUUAACAGGGCCGUCAGUGUUUGAACUGGUGCGGAGGCCUGACUUUGCCAACUUGCCCUUGGUCGUGGAAGACUUUGUGAAAGACAGUGGUGGAUCAUACACAGCAAGUCAAGAAGAUGCUGUGCACGUAGUCAUUGACAGACACCUAAUAACUGGUCAGAAUAUGCAGUCCACCUCACUCGCUGUAAAUAAUCUCAUCCUGCUCUGUGGUGCCAAGUAAAACAUAGAAAAUGUUGACAUCAGGAAGUUAAACAGCUUGGUUGUUCCACAUUUAUAUUCAUGUAAUUAAACAAACAUUCAUCUCAGACAAAUAUUGGAAGAUGCUGGGUCAGAACAAAUGCUUGGCAACACUGUACAUACAACAUCAUUACUUGCUGUUAUCAUAAACAUAAUAAAAAGUCCACACAAUCAAAUGUCUUGAUUUGAAAUUUAAAAAAAAUUAGCGACAUGAGAAACAUUGUUGUGUCAGGAGCAGAUGCAGUUUUGAGGAUAUUCAAAGCCAGAGAAAGAUCAACUGAAGAUGUCUGUUUGGACUGAAGAGAAGCUGCAGAUGUUUGUGGCAUGUAAACUUUGAAGGCCUCAGAACAAGAAUAUAACCCUUCAUUUAAACUGUAUACACAUAAUGAUGAUGCACACUCCGGUGUUGAAUGAAGAUGUGUUACUGCAAUCUGACUGAACUGUACAAAUUGUUUUUUUUCUCCCAACAUACUGAAGUACCUAAUGUCUCCUGCUAGUAUCGUUUUAAUCAACAAAUCACAGAUUUGUUUAUGUAGACAAGAUUUCUCAAGACUAUCAUGAUGCUCAAACAAGUUUUUAUUAACUAAAUCCUGUCAACGACUUUCAUAGUUUCAUAGUUCCCUGUUACUUACUCAGAAAUUAAAAAAAACAAAAUAAUACCUGCA